Cornus florida is the source of this 709-nucleotide messenger RNA. RefSeq lists its product as uncharacterized. The record is from RefSeq and is a predicted model, not a curated record. The transcript is spliced from 2 exons. Gene Ontology annotation, biological process: translation. Gene Ontology annotation, molecular function: structural constituent of ribosome. Gene Ontology annotation, cellular component: ribosome. NCBI's taxonomy places the organism in Eukaryota, Viridiplantae, Streptophyta, Magnoliopsida, Cornales, Cornaceae. Bases 92 to 412 code for a protein of 106 amino acids.
UUCAUCCCCAUACUGUCACUGUAUCAGUUUCGUCUGCAAAACCACUUAGAUAAAACCCUAACCGAAAAAGGGGAAGGGAAAAACCCCAGAAAUGAACCCAAUUGCGAGGCAAAUGUGGACGGUCUUCCGACGCCCAAGCGUCGGGUUCAACUCACUGAGUUCGGAGCUUCAACAAUGGCGGGGGAUUCGAGUGCAGGUUCGAAACAACAACCUGGAGCAAGCCCUAGCGUUCAUGCAGAGGAAGAUGCAAUCGAGCGGGAUCGAAUGGAUGAUCAAGCGCCAUCAGUCUCAUCACCUCAAGAACUCGGAGAAGCGCGUCUUGGCUCGCAAGAACCUCGAGCGCAGGAUUCGAUCCCAAGAAAUUGCUCGGAAACUCAAGUCCGUACUCAUCCGGAAAGUCAAGGGUAUGUGAGAGUAGUUCUGGAGGAGGUAUUUUCUUGAUUGUUGCUGCAUGCAAAGGGGCUCUGUAUGUUGCUGUUGAUUUGCCAGUUUGUUUUUUAGAACUUCCAUUCAGUACUUCCUUAUUUGUAAUAGUUGAACCAAAUACAAUUCCGCUGGUUUCCCAAAGAAUAUGAGUCAUUUUGGCAUUGGCAUGCUAACACUGUGGACCCGUCCACUUGGGAAGAGUAUGUAUUAUGUACUUGCUUGCAUGUUCCGUAUUUAGCAAGGAAUUGCGCCAAUGUUAAUAAAGUUUUUUUCAUUUGUACUA